AUGUUAUGUUAUGGAUGUCACACAUUAAUUGAUGAUCCGUAUUAUUUAAUGAUUGUUGAUCGUAGUUGGCAUUUAUCAUGUUUAAAAUGUAUUGAUUGUGGUAUAUUACUUGAACAAGAAUCAACAUGUUUUUCUAGACAAGGACAAUUUUUUUGUAAAAAUGAUUAUAUUAAAAAAUAUUGUUCUCGUAAUUGUACACGAUGUAAUAGAAUAAUUCAACAAGAUGAAUUAAUACUUCGUUCUGAACAAUUAAUUUUCCAUUUGAAAUGUUUUACAUGUAGUAUAUGUAAUAUUGUUCUUCAUCCAGGUGAUGAUUAUGGUCUAAGAAAUAAUCUUAUUUAUUGUCGUGAUCAUUUUUUUGAUCGAGAUUCAUACGAUUCACAUUUAAUUCUUGAUGAUUCAGGUUAUCAUACAUCACCAAAUGAAACACGUAAAACACAAAUCUAUCAAGAAGAAAAUGAAGAACAUAUUCUAAAAGUUUCAUCAACAUUAUUUUCUUCAUCAUAUUAUAUUGAAAUAGAUGAUAAUUCAUCGAAUAAAAUUUAUCAUCAAAAAGAAAAACGUCUUCGAACAAGUUUUAAACAUCAUCAAUUACGUUGUAUGAGAUCAUAUUUUAAUUUAAAUCAUAAUCCAGGUUUUGUAUUUUUAGUUUUUUCUUUUUUUAAUCAUUUGAAAUUUGAAUAUUUUCUCUAUGAAUUAGAUGCAAAAGAUUUAAAAAAUCUAUCGGACAAAACAAAUCUACCUAAACGUGUUUUACAAGUUUGGUUUCAAAAUGCUCGUGCAAAAUAUCGUCGUAGUAAUACAUUAUCAAAAGAAAUUCGAACAAAUCUAUCACCAUUAAGCGAUAGCAGCGAUUUAUAA
This is a messenger RNA of Rotaria sp. Silwood2, 861 nucleotides long. NCBI's taxonomy places the organism in Eukaryota, Metazoa, Rotifera, Eurotatoria, Philodinida, Philodinidae. The record is from the annotation of a GenBank genome assembly.